This is a messenger RNA of Haliotis rubra (blacklip abalone), 3029 nucleotides long. Its product is annotated as aldehyde dehydrogenase, dimeric NADP-preferring-like. Bases 30 to 1529 code for a protein of 499 amino acids. NCBI's taxonomy places the organism in Eukaryota, Metazoa, Mollusca, Gastropoda, Lepetellida, Haliotidae. Gene Ontology annotation, biological process: aldehyde metabolic process. The record is from RefSeq and is a predicted model, not a curated record. Gene Ontology annotation, cellular component: cytoplasm. The transcript has 14 exons. Gene Ontology annotation, molecular function: aldehyde dehydrogenase (NAD+) activity.
CUGCAGUCAAAGGUUACGAAGGAAGGAAGAUGGCGAACUUUGCAGAGGUUGUGAGGUCAGUGCGGCAGGUGUUUAGAACAGGACGCACCAAAACCUACGAAUGGCGAUACGCACAGCUGUCGGCCAUGUUGAAGAUGCUGGAUGAGAACAAAGACCGGAUGACAGCAGCUCUGAAGAAGGACCUGAACAAGAACAAGAUAGAAUCGUUGAUCUUUGAGUUCAACCUGUGCCGUAAUGAGCUGAUUCUUACCAUGAACAACCUUAAAGAGUGGAUGAAGCCAGAGAAGGUGAAGAAGGAGCUGAUGAAUGUUAUGGACAAGUGCUACAUCCAGCGAGAACCUCACGGCUUGGUGCUGAUUCUUGGAGCAUGGAACUACCCCGUCCAACUGACCAUCCUGCCAAUGAUCGCCUCCAUAUCUGCUGGGAACUGUGUGAUUGUCAAACCUUCAGAAAUGUCAGAGCAGACGGCCAUCCUGCUGGAAGAGAUUGUGCCCAAGUACUUUGAUAAUGAGUGUGUCAAGGUCAUUAAUGGUGGCAUCCCUGAGACAACAGGCCUGCUCCAGGAAAGAUUUGACUACAUCUUCUACACCGGCAACAACGUUGUUGCUAAGAUAGUGAUGGCAGCUGCUGCUAAGAACCUAACUCCUGUUACGCUGGAACUGGGAGGGAAAAGCCCUGUGUUUGUUGACCGGAACUGUGACUUGACAACAGUUGCCAGGAGACUCGUCUGGGGGAAGUUUGUCAAUGCCGGACAGACAUGUAUCGCUCCUGAUUACGUCAUGUGCCAAUCAGAUGUCCAGGACCCACUUAUUGAGGAAAUGAAGAAAGUGCUGGUUGAAUUCUUCACUGAAAAACCAGAGCAGUCCGACAGCUAUGGUCGCAUCGUGAACGUCAGACAUUUCAGGCGUGUGGAGAAGCUGUUGACAGGGGUAAAGGUAGCUGUGGGUGGUGUCACGAAGGAAGAGGAGAGAUAUAUCUCCCCCACAGUUGUUCGCGACUGCAAGCUUAGUGAUGCCGUCAUGCAGGAAGAGAUAUUUGGACCUGUCCUGCCCAUCUAUGUUGUGAAAGACGACAAGGAGGCGUUAGACUUCAUCAACGACAGGGAGAAGCCGCUGGCCAUGUACAUAUUCUCCAGAAACCAGCGCAUCAUUGACAGCUUUGUCCAAAAUACCAGCAGCGGAGGCAUGUGCAUCAACGACUGCAUCAUGCAUGCAUCCAUGCCCUCUCUGCCAUUCGGAGGUGUCGGCCACAGUGGGAUGGGAGCAUACCACGGGAAGUUCUCGUACGACACCUUCAGUCACAGGAGAUCCGUGAUGCAGAGAGACCUCAAACUGGACUCAGUUAAUGCAAUUCGAUAUCCCCCAUACACAGAGAAGAAGUUUGGCAUCAUCAACUGGUUGACGAAGAAGUCUGUGAAGAAGACCGGGAUCAUGUCCUUCUUUCCCCUGGUCUUGUUUGGAGCUGUCUUAGCCUUCUUUCUCAAGGCUGUUGGAGUACAAGCAGGAUGGCCGACCCUCAAGGAACAAUAGAUGGCUACACCCGAGUCAGAUUCGAGUCCCUUUGGAACAUAACACGGAGGGACAAUAGAUGUCUGAAAAAUAGCAUCAACGAGAACCACGAAUAAUAUUUGAUCAGUCACCAAAUGUUUCUUUUUGUAAAUAAGUCAUUAAUACUACCGAAUUGAACACCAACCCAAGGACUUUAAGAGCAGCUAGGUUCUAUCUCUAUCUCAGGUCACUAACUCAUAAUGUAUGUCAGACUUAUGAUAACGUCGUUAUACAGCAAGUCAUAUUCACUCAAGGCGCUAAUGACAAUGUCUUGUACAAGACUCUCGUCUUUAAGAUGUGAUAAUGUCCAGGUGUUGCAUAAGUACAAUCUCAAGAAAGGUAGUUUACUCUGUGUGUGAUGACUAUUUAGGAGAUAAACAUCAUGUGUUGGCCAAUUUCCGGGUGUUAUUGAGUAUUUGAAGCACAGGAAUUCAAUUGGAACCGACGGCGUUAGCUGGGCAAUCGUCAGUGACGGCAUCUACAAGGUAAAAUUAACACCUUGUUAUGGUAUUCCUUGAACAAGGAGCAUGGUAGACCAGGUCAUGCGGAGUUGCUUCCCUUCGUCAUGCCAGGAAUCUGUGAUUCUGGGUUUGUCAGCCAUGGGUUUCAGCAAAGUGGUAAACUUCCAACCCUGCAUCUCUUUGAGUUUCUGUAUUAGGUCAAGCUGAGGUGCCUUGGCAUGAUGGUAAUACUGGUCAGUGUGGUGUUAAACUUGUCUGACUUACUAUAUUGGGAUGUGCGUGAUGAUGCUUGGAUUAAGUCCAACAGGACAUUUGGAUCUUUAAUGGACAUCUGGCGGUCUCUAUUAACAGAAUAGAGUGAGUUUAGUUUUACACCGCACUCAGCAAUAUCCCAGCUAUAUGGCGGCGGUCUGUAAAUAAUCGAGUCUGGACCAGACAAUCAAGUGAUCAACAGCAUGAGCAUCGAUCUGCGCAAUUGGGAACCGAUGACAUGUGUCAAUCAAGUCAGCGAGACUGACCACCCGAUCCUGUUAGUCGCCUCUUACGACAAAACAGAAUAGAACUUGCAAGAUAGGUAUUUUUGUUAUUUGAUGUGCAUGUUUUUGUGCUAGAUGCACUUGUUAAUUUUUCCAUUUAAUAAACACUGGAGGCAUUGUGGGAAAUCAUAAACCAUUUCAUUUUAAAACGUAAUUAAUUAUAAUUAGCAGUAUUUAGUUUUUUAGAAUAUUUUAAGUUUGUUUGAAAAUUGUACACUGUAUCUGUUACUGUGCUAUUUCAUUGGUAAAUUGAUACAAAUGUAUUUUCCUACUUCCGAACUUGCAUUCCACUGGUUUCAUCAUGCAGUGUCAUGAGAUUAGGCUACAAGAUGCAAUUACUGUGCUGCAUCCUAUGCACAAUAUUUAUUUUGACUCCUUGCUAUACAGAACUACAGGCUGUAGAGACCGGUCAAAGAGACCAGCGACACAGAGGUACAGUACUGACAGCUGGAAAUUGUCCAUCAUAAAGCUGAUAUGCCAUAAUA